UGUCAGUGCGUCCUUCGCAACGGCAGUUCUUUAUACACCGGAAGAGGAUCCCGCGUGAUGAAUCACAUGACUUACCUGACGUCAGUGACUGAUCUGCCAUCAUGUUGACAAGAGUGAAAUGAAAACAAUGAAACUUGCAGUGAAUACGGACGUUUGAGAUUUUCAGAAAGAGAAGUUUGCAGGGGAAAACAGACACUGGAGAGAUGUCCCAAAAGUCAAAGUUACUGAAAGUUGUUCUUCUUGGGGAUGGAGGAGUAGGGAAGAGCUCCUUAAUGAACCGCUUUGUCAGCAACAAGUUUGAUGCCCAGUCAUUUCAUACCAUUGGGGUGGAGUUCUUGAAUAAGGAUGUCACAUAUGAGGGAGAGAAUUACACCAUGCAGAUAUGGGACACCGCAGGGCAAGAACGCUUUAAGAGUUUACGAACACCGUUUUAUCGGGGAGCCGAUUGUUGUUUGUUGACUUUUGCUGUUGAUGAUAUUCAGAGUUUUAAAAAUCUGGCAAUGUGGAAAAAAGAAUUCCUGUACUAUGCUGACAUUCAGGAUGGUAACAAUUUUCCAUUUGUGAUACUAGGGAACAAAAUCGAUGUAGAGAAUCGAAUGGUUUCCUCUGAAAUGGCUCAAGAGUGGUGUCAAGCAAAUGGACAAGCCCCCUAUUUUGAAACCAGCGCUAAAGAUUCCACAAAUGUUGAUGAAGCAUUUAAAGCAGCAAUAAAAAGGUUACGAGACUUGGAGGAUGUGAUAGAGAUUAAAACCCAGCAUGGGAACACAGUGGACCUGAAGAAAAAGGCCAAGUCACAGAGCUCAGGUUGCUGUGGCAAUUGAUGCAACUCUUCAUUUAACACUUGAAAAUUGCAUAUAAAAUUCAUUUUGAUAUUUGGCAUUCAAAGCAUCUUUUGUAUUAAAACACAUUUUCUAUAAUAAGCUUAGGUCGAAGUCUGUUUUUCGUGUUUACAAAAGUCAUAUGUUAAAACUAGAAAUAUACUAAGAUGUUUCUAGAAUACAUGUAGCUGUAUGAAUUUUGUGGACAAACUGGGCUUAGUUCCCGUGUAAAGAGUUUUAAAUUCUUGUCAAAUGUUAUUAAGCUACAGUGUAUUAUCAAGCAGGUGAACUUUUGUAUAAAAUUGUUGUAGGGAGAAAGAAUGUGCAAUACAAUGUACAAUCCAAUAUAUGGUUUGUGUACUGUUUCAGUAUGAUGAUAGAUUGUAUAUAUUUUUUUCUUCAAAAAAUCAAUGUUGAUAAAGUGAACACUAUCAAAUCACACAAUUUAAUAUGAACUUCACAUUCUCUUCUCCAGAUGGUUAAGAUUGCUUAUCAUGUAAAAAAUUUGAAGUUGUGACAAAUUACAAAUAGUGUUCAAAUUAGUAUAUGGAUGCUUACUGAAAACAAUAAAGAGUACAUAUAUACAUAUAUGUUUAAUAACCGAU
Molecule: messenger RNA, 1423 nt
Organism: Ostrea edulis (European flat oyster)
Lineage: Eukaryota; Metazoa; Mollusca; Bivalvia; Ostreida; Ostreidae
Product: ras-related protein Rab-9A-like
Exons: 2
Coding region: 204-821 (205 amino acids)
Biological process (GO): retrograde transport, endosome to Golgi
Cellular component (GO): lysosome; late endosome; phagocytic vesicle
Molecular function (GO): GTPase activity; GTP binding
Source: RefSeq, a predicted model, not a curated record